Molecule: messenger RNA, 3554 nt
Organism: Sphaerodactylus townsendi
Lineage: Eukaryota; Metazoa; Chordata; Lepidosauria; Squamata; Sphaerodactylidae
Gene: ANKS6
Product: ankyrin repeat and sterile alpha motif domain containing 6
Biological process (GO): innate immune response
Cellular component (GO): cytoplasm
Molecular function (GO): protein binding
Source: RefSeq, a predicted model, not a curated record
UGCUCCGCUCCGCGGCAGCCCCAUCAUCGCGCGCGCCCGUCCAAGAGCCCCCGUCACAGCCAGCGAAUCUCGGCCCCCGUGCCCCCCCCCCGCGAGGGUGAGGCGACCCCCGCUCCGCUUGGGCAGCAGAGGGGCGGCCGGGCAGUCAGCCUCUCUCUCCUCGGGGGAGGGGGCAGCCAGCUGUGCGCCCGCCUCCCUCCCUCCCUCCCUCCCUCCCUGCGCGGCGACGGCGGCGUGGAGGGCCAGGGCGAUGGGGGAGGAGGGCGGCGGCGGCGGCGCGGGGGGUCCGGCGGCGUCGGUGCCGCGGCUGCUCCGCGCUUGCGAGCAGGGCGACUGCGAGGGGGCGCGGCGGUUGCUGCUGGCGGCGGGGGGAACGCCAGUGGACGGGCGGGACGAGGCGGGCAACACGGGGCUGCAGCUGGCGGCGGGCGGCGGCCACGAGGAGCUGGUGGGCUUCCUGCUGCGGAGGGGCGCCGCCGUGCAGAGCCGCAACGCCUGCGGGUGGAGCCCCCUCAUGCAGGCCGCACGGUUUGGGCAUCUAACUGUGUCACGCAUCUUGAUGGAAAAUGGUGCUGACCUUAAUGCCCAGAAUAAACUGGGAGCCAGCGUGCUCACCGUGGCCUCGAGGGGUGGCCACAUCAGCAUCGUGAAACUGUUGCUGGAAUCAGGCGCUUACGUGGACAGCUACGACCAUCUGAGUGCCAGCCUGGAUAAGAGUAAAGAGGAGUUGCCUGUUAUCACUCCUCUCAUGGUGGCUGUUCAGCAUGGGCAUGAAGCGGUGGCCCACCUGCUGUUAGACUGGGGAGCUGACUGUAAUUACACCGUGAAGACAAUGGGCUGGACCCCACUGAUGUUAGCAGCUGUUAGCGGAAGAGUGAGUUUGGCACAACAGCUUGUCAGCAAAGGAGCCAGUCCCGAUCAGCUGAACGUAUUGCAUAAAACUCCGUACAAAAUAGCUGUUGAUCUCAAAUAUGAAGACAUGAAGGAUUAUCUGGCACCUCUCACCACAGUUAGACCCCAGACAGAUAAACAGAAGAGGUUCUGAUCGCCUUUCAUUACUCUCUUGGUAGGGGACUUCCAGUUAGUUAAAGAGAUCACGGAUGAAGACCCAGAGCAGGCCAACGUUGCGAAUGAUGACGGGGCUUCCCCAUUGAUGGUGGCAGCCGUCACAGGACAUUUGCCUCUUGUGCAGCUACUUGUUUCCCGAAAUGCAGAAAUUGACAAGCAAGAUAAUGUCCAUGGCUGGACAGCUCUUAUGCAGGCUACGUACCACGGCAAUAAAGAAGUCAUCAAGUCAUUUACGGGCCAAGGAAUUGAUGCCUUUCAAAUUCGUGCAAAGAAACGCCACACAGCCUUUGAUCGACUGGUCAUGCUGCCGCGCCCAUGAUCCAGGUAUUGUGACGCAGAAGUCAUACGGUUGUUGGUAUCAGCAUGCAUGCAAGUAGAUAAAGAAAAGAGUAAGCAUAUCAGCAAAUCAGCUCCCCUUUCUUUGAGAAACAAGUCGUUCUUGGAUGCCCCGGUGUUGCCAGAUGACAAGGGAGGAUUGAAGUCAUGGUGGAACAGGAUGUCCAAUCGAUUUCGCAAGUUAAAGUUGACCCAAAUCAUGGAGCCACUUGAUUGGCCAAGCAAAACUACUCCGUACCUUUCUCAGAAGAUUUUCUAAAUCACUUAUCUGACCUGUACAGUGAAGGUUACCUUGCAGAGCGGUACCCUUGGAAACCACAACAUCCCUGCAGCUUGGGCACCCAAGAGCAAUGCUGAUGGUCUAGACAGAAGAAAGGUGGGAAAUGAUUAUCAACUAUUGACCACAGUGUUAAGAAGUGGGGCUCCGUUUACAAGAUUGCCUAAUGACAAACUGAAAGCUGUUAUCCCACCUUUCUUACCUCCUUCAAGUUUUGAGCUGUGGCAUUCAGACAGGACUCAAACAAACCAAGAUGGUGGCAGUGAACACAUGAAGCUUGGUAUUCCAUACAGAACUAAUAGCCACGACUAUAACAGCAGUGCUAGUUCUGACAAAGCAGUCUUAACUAGGGCUACUAGGCCCAUGAAGCUGUCCGCCUUUGCCAGAAGACCUGCAACGCCUUCCGGUUCGAGCAGUUUCAACCACUCUCCUCAGUCUUCUGGAGGAUCCGGCAGCACAGCUGUAGUUAACAGGCAUGGUGGAGAAAUGCACAAUAAAUCAGGUGGCAGUGCAGACAGCGUUUUGUCUCAAAUUGCAGCACAAAGGAAAAAAACAGCUGGUGUAUCUGAACAAAAACCCAACCAGCAACAAACAGGAGCAGGGUCCGUUCCUUCGCCCUCUCUUCCGAGCAUGGAAGAUGCUCAAGCCAUUGGUGACAAACCUGUUCCAAAGAAAUUGGAAGUGAACCAAAAUCUUCCCUCCGAGAAUUCCUCUACUUCAAAGAGCACAUCCCCAACUCUCACGCCCUCGCAAUCACCGUCACCGUCACCAAAGGUCCACAGUGCAAAUUCCUCUCUGUCCUCCUCUCACAGGAAAGGGAAGAGCAGCGGUGGCUCCAGCAGUGGGACUCUGACGGAUGAAGAUGAACUGACAGGCAUCCUGAAAAAACUCUCACUUGAGAAGUAUCAGCCUAUUUUUGAAGAGCAGGAGGUGGAUAUGGAAGCUUUUCUCACCCUCACAGAUGGUGAUUUGAAGGACCUGGGAAUUAAAACGGAUGGUUCUAGGCAACAAAUUCUGGCAGCUAUUUCUGAGCUGAAUGCAGGAAAGGGACGAGAGCGAAAAAUUUUACAGGAGACUAUACACAACUUCCACUCUUCCUUUGAAAGCAGUGUUAGUAACACCAGCCCUGGAAAACCUCAGUCACUGGGAUGCUGGGUAAAGGCACAGGAACUUUCUCCUGCCAAGAGGUAGCCUUUGGGCCAAGAUGUUCUAAGGUUCUGAAGUCUGGAGCACUGAUGAUUGAAUCCAGAUGUCCAGAAGAAAACGUAUCAAGUGCACUUCUUCAACAGCACCUCACCGCCAAAUGUGAAGGGAAUAUGCUAACGACACGACCUCUUCAUUCUGCACAGCUGACUUGGCAAUGAAAGAAGCUGCUGACAGCCCCGUGGGGCAGAGUGGUCAGCUGCAGUUCGCCAGUCCAAGCUCUGCUCGCAGCCUGCGUUCGCUCCUAACAGGAGUCAGUUUCUGGAGCCGACUCAAGGUUGCCUCAGUCUUCCAUCCUUCCGGAGUUGGUUAAAGGAGUACCCACCUUGGUGGAGAUAAAGUGCAGAUGGCUGGGGAAGGCAAUGUGGCAAACCACCUCGUAAAUAUAGUCUGCCUAGUAAACGUUGUGAAGUGACGUCACCCCAUGGGUCAGUAAUGGUGCUUGUCCAGGGGACUACCUUUUUUUAACAGAGCUGAAGUUAACUCUGUGUUUGACUUUUUGGGGAAAGCUAUUGAAGACAGUGAAGAGUGGAGUGUGAGACCAAGGCCUGCUCCGCACGGGCUAUUAAACACAGGUUUAGAAUGGGGGAAAAAAUCCGUGGGGGGGCACUUUGCACAGAUCCCACCCCUAAGGCCAGCCUGCCCCGUGUUAUUUCCCCCAAACCAUUUU